Molecule: messenger RNA, 2219 nt
Organism: Microdochium trichocladiopsis
Lineage: Eukaryota; Fungi; Ascomycota; Sordariomycetes; Xylariales; Microdochiaceae
Product: major facilitator superfamily domain-containing protein
Exons: 4
Coding region: 206-2035 (609 amino acids)
Biological process (GO): transmembrane transport
Molecular function (GO): transmembrane transporter activity
Source: RefSeq, a predicted model, not a curated record
AGUUCCAGCUAGCACGCGGCUCCCGUCCCUCAAACCCGUUGGUGGACAAUUCUUGGCAUAACACGGAGCCAUAACCCACGUCUCAAACUUGAAGCUCUUUGUCACAGGAAGCUGGCGUGAGCAUCUGGAUCGAGAUAAAGGCGCCUGGAACUCGCCAGUUGCUGUCAUUAGCGACAAUAGGGACACCCCGGAGCCCCCUCGAGCAAUGGCUGACUACGACCCUGAAAAGGCGCCGGCGGCGCCAGCCGCUGACGCAACCUCCAACCACCACCUGCACCUCACCACAUCGUCGUCCGACUCGAGCCUCCAUGCGAAAGAAGAGGCCGACGGGCAUCAUGAUCAUCACCACGACCACGACCACCACGACACGGCAGAGCAUGCCUCGCUUGGGUCGAGCGAAGAGGAACACACAAAUGCAGACAUCGUGCCAGGAGGGUGGCUGGAUCGGCAGCUUUCCCACAACAAUCGGUCACUGGACCACGUAGAGUCUCGCGCCAGCGGACCGAGCCGGCUGUCCAAUGUCUUGUCCAACACCAUCAGCCGGGUGCGCUCGUCCCGGCGGCGCGCCGGGCUUGAGCGCGCGCCCAUCCCCGAGUCUAACCUCGCCGAGGGGAUCGUGGCAUGGGAUUCUCAGGACGACCCGGAGAUGCCGCUCAACUGGCCUGCCUCGCGGAAGUGGAUGCAGGUCGCGGGCAUCGCCGCCAUCACGCUGCUCACGCCCUUUACCUCGUCCGCACUGGCUCCGGGGAUUUCCAACAUGAUGCGCGAUCUGGACGUGCAGGACCCUGUCGUCGGAUCUCUGACUGUGAGCAUCUACCUGCUGGGCUAUGUCAUUGGUCCGCUGGGCCUGGCACCCUUGGCCGAGAUGUACGGCAAGAAGAUUGUGCUGGACGCGGCGAAUGUGUCGUUCUGCUUGUGGCAGAUUGGAUGCGCGCUGUCGCCCAACAUUGCGAGCUUGAUCAUAUUCCGCUUCCUGGCGGGCGUGGGUGGCUCCGGUUGUCUGACGUUGGGUGGUGGUUUCAUCGGAGACAUGUUCCCGCCCGAGCAGCGCGGUACCGCGAGUGGGUUGUGGAUUCUUGGGCCGGUGCUAGGUCCCAAUCUCGGGCCUCUGGUCGGUGGUUUUCUAGCUGAGAGCAUCGGCUGGCGGUGGAAUUUCUGGAUCACCCUGAUACUUGGAGGCAUCAUCACGGUCAUGAUUAUUGUCUACAACAAGGAGACCAACUACACCACCAUCAUCGACCGCAAGAUCAAACGCCUGGAGACGGAGCGGCAGCAACAACAAGACGCCGGCGCCGGCGCUGACCAGCCACCGCGGCUCAUCAACCAUUACGCUCGCAGCAGACUCACCACGCGCGCCCUGUUUUCCAAGAACUUCAUCCGGCCCCUCAAGAUGCUCUGCCUGUCGCGCAUCGUCACCCUCCUCUCCAUCUACAUUGCCUUCCUCUACGGCACGCUCUACCUGCUCUUCACCACUUUAACCGGCGUGCUGAAAUCCCAGUACGGCUUCACGACGGGCCAGUCCGGCCUGGUCUACCUGGCCCUAGGCCUCGGCAACCUCUCUGGCUGGGCCAUCAUCACCUUCCGCUCGGACAAGCACGUCAUCAAGCUGACGCGCGCUAACGACGGCGUCUUCGUGCCCGAGAUGCGCCUCUCCAUCUCGAUCCCCUUCUCCGCCCUGAUCCCCGUCACCUUCUUCUGGUACGGCUGGUCCGCCGAGUACGGCCUGCCCUGGCAGAGCACCGUGUUCUCUCUGGUGCCCUUUGGCCUGGGCGUCAUCGGCGUCUUCAUGCCCCUGACCACCUACCUGAUCGACUGCUUCCCCAUGUACGCGUCCUCGGCGAUAGCGGCCAACACGGUGCUCCGCAGCCUGGUCGGCGCGUUCCUGCCCCUUGCCGGCACGCCAAUGUACGACACCCUGGGCCUGGGCUGGGGCAACUCGCUGCUGGGGUUCUUGUGCGUGGCCAUGAUCCCCCUGCCGCUCUUCUUCCACCGGUUCGGUGGCCGGCUGCGCAAGAAGGAGCGUUUCGAGCUGUGAGGUGGAGGACGAAGCAAGAGGAUCCCGCGCUGUAUUUGAAAUUGGACUGGUUCAUAAGUUAAGGAGAACGAAAAGGUAGAUAAAAGGUGCAAUUAGAUAUUACUUGCUUCCAGCUGCGCGUCAAAGUCUGCUACCCAAAAAUGAAAAAUGGGGGCUCCUGGUCCUCCCGAUGAACGUUAUCAAA